AACCAGCCUACAUACGAGAAUAAUUUCGGCCAUAUACCCUUCGUUUUGACUCCACCACUUACCUUCCCCAACAGCUACCUAUCAGCUACCGGUUUACCCUUUUCUAUCUCAUCCUCUCUCCCCCAGUCACAGAGAGGACAGGGAGAGAACAAAAAGAUUAAAUCUUAAAAACCCUGGAUUCAGAUUCUUCGUAUCUGCAAACACUUAUGAAUUCUACUUGAAUUUUCAUGUUUUCGCACGAAAAUAACCUGAUCCAAGAAUCUUGAUUAAAAGGGUGUUCUGGGUGUUAGCAAAUUUGUCAUGACUUCAGAUUCAAUAUCUAAUUUAAAGCCUGCACCAAUUCCAUCCAAAGAGGAAGACGAGUUACCAAAUUCAACCGCUGCUCUUUUGCCCUUCGACACGGAAUCUUCCUCCUUGAUCUCCCCGUCAUCCGAAGAAUCGACCAAUAAGGUUCUAUUCAUUUGUCUAAUUCUUUCCACAGGCAUUGCUCUCUCCGCUGCUUUUGCCUUUGCCUUUUUAUUCUUCUCCUCUUUGGCUUCAUCAUCACCAUCAGCAACUUCUCAAUCCCUUGAUCAAGUCUCAAGGCCACUCACAAAGCUCAAGCACCCAGUUGUUUUGUUAAUAUCAUCAGAUGGUUUUCGAUUCGGGUACCAAUUCAAGACCCACACUCCAAAUAUCAACAGAUUGAUUGUAAAUGGUACCGAAGCCGAGUUGGGCUUGAUUCCAGUGUUUCCAUCGCUGACCUUUCCGAACCAUUACUCAAUUGUCACGGGUUUGUAUCCUGCUUAUCAUGGAAUAAUCAACAAUUAUUUUCUCGAUCCAGACACAGGUGGUGCCUUCACUAUGGCCAGUCAUGAUCCCAACUGGUGGCUGGGAGAGCCGAUGUGGGAGACAGUCACGAAUCAUGGCUUGAAGGCUUCGACUUAUUUCUGGCCCGGUUCUGAGGUAAAAAAAGGUUCUUGGAAUUGUCCCAAGGAUUAUUGCAUGUAUUAUAAUAGUUCUGUGCCUUUUGAAGAGAGAGUUGAUACUAUUUUGAAGUACUUCGAUUUGCCUGAUAGUGAGAUUCCUGUGUUUAUGACGUUAUACUUUGAAGAUCCUGAUCGUCAGGGUCAUAAGGUUGGGCCUGAUGAUCCUCAGAUUACUGAGGCAGUUGCUAGAAUCGAUAAGAUGAUCGGCAGAUUAAUUCGUGGUUUAGAAUCGAAAGGUGUUUUUGAGGAUGUGAAUAUCAUCAUGGUUGGUGAUCAUGGGAUGGUUGGUACCUGUGAUAAAAAGUUAAUCUUUCUGGAUGAUUUGGCUCAAUGGAUUGAGAUUCCGAAGGAGUGGGUGCAAUCUUACAGUCCAUUGCUUGCAAUUCGUCCACCACCCGGUUCUCAACCAAACGAUAUUGUGGCCAAGAUGAACGAGGGCUUGAAGUCGGGGAAAGUAGAUAAUGGUCAGUAUUUGAGAGUUUACCUAAAGGAGGAGCUUCCUAGUCGACUGCAUUAUUCAAACAGCGAUCGAAUCCCACCAAUUAUAGGCUUAAUCGAAGAAGGUUUUAAGGUAGAACAGAAGAGAUCCAAAAGGCAAGAAUGUGGAGGAUCGCAUGGAUAUGACAAUGCAAUUUUCUCCAUGAGGUCCAUUUUUAUUGGUCAUGGACCUCAAUUUGCUCGGGGGAGAAAGGUCCCUUCUUUCGAGAAUGUUCAGAUAUAUAACUUGGUUACAUCCAUCCUCAACAUUACAGGAGCUCCUAACAAUGGGACAGCAUCAUUUUCACAAUCUAUUCUUUUGCCUAGCCAUUGAAACUUUGACACUGAGAUACCAAACUGAAUUGGAUAUUGAGUGAAACCAUCUGGUGAGGUAAUUGCUGAUAUAUCUCCAUAUUGAUACAAUGGGGGGUUUUGCAGAUUACAUUUUGACUAUGCAAACACGAGGAGGAAUACUGGUUCGUUAACUUGUUGCUUACUUUCGACUUAUUUUGUACACGUGCUUUAUAUGAAAGAAUGAACCAGUCUCCAAAUAGAAAUAUUGUACAUUUUUAAUUGAACAUCAUAUUCGUAGUCAAAUUUAAGAAUAUUUUAAAGGUUC
This is a messenger RNA of Olea europaea var. sylvestris, 2064 nucleotides long. RefSeq names its product ectonucleotide pyrophosphatase/phosphodiesterase family member 1-like. The transcript has a single exon. NCBI's taxonomy places the organism in Eukaryota, Viridiplantae, Streptophyta, Magnoliopsida, Lamiales, Oleaceae. Bases 301 to 1779 code for a protein of 492 amino acids. Gene Ontology annotation, cellular component: vacuole. The record is from RefSeq and is a predicted model, not a curated record.